AUGAGGGGAACAGAAGUAGGCUCACGGGUGGUAGUGGUGGAAGACUGCCCAUCAGAAGGAGGUUGGGACUCUGUGAAGGAGGAGGUCCUUGUCACCUACAACGGGCAGGAGUGCGCUGGCCUCGUGGAGCAGCACAACCCGCUGAGCGACAAGGUGAAGGUGCUGCUGCCAGAGCAGGGCUUGCAGGCUUGCUGGAAGGCGCAGGAUGUGCGGCCGGCCGCGCUCCAGCCCCCCGCCUUGCCCGUGGCCGGCGGUCCCGGCCCUGCCGAGGCGCUGCAGAGAUCUGUAUCCAGCAAUAUCGAUGUACCCAAGAGGAAGGCUGACACGGCUGUGGAGAUGGACGAGAUGGUGGCAGCCAUGGUGCUGACGAGCCUCUCCUGCAGCCCCGUGGUGCAGAGCCCUCCCGCUGGCGAGAGCGGCAUCCCCCCCUCACGGGCAGCGUGCGAUCCCUGGAAGGAGAGCGGUGACGUCUCGGACAGCGGCAGCAGCACCACCAGUGGGCACUGGAGUGGGGGCAGCGACAUCUCCACCCCUUCGCCCCCCCACCCCGCAGGCAGCCCCAAGUACUCCAGCGAGGCCCUGAGCUCCCCCCAGAUGGACGAUGGCUUCGAGACUGACUCCGACCCCUUUCUCCUUGAUGAACCUGCUCCGCGCAAGAGAAAGAACUCGGUGAAGGUGAUGUACAAGUGCCUGUGGCCGAGCUGCGGCAAGGUCCUGCGCUCCAUCGUCGGCAUCAAGCGGCACGUCAAGACCCAGCACCUCGGGGACAGUGCAGACUCUGACCAGCGGAAGCGGGAGGAGGAUUUCUACUACACCGAAGUGCAGGUGAAGGAAGAGCCGGCGCCGGAGGCAGCCGCCGCCACCAGCCCCACGUCCGCAUCCGCCCCCAUCAUCAUCCAGCCAGCCCUGGCGAAGCCGGAGGCACUGCUGGUGGAGCAGCCGGUGCUGGAGCCCACCCUGGCCAGCAGCGCCCUGAGCCAGUCUGCCCCCAGCUCCUUCUGGCACAUCCAGGCUGAUCACGCCUACCAGGCGUUGCCCUCGAUCCAAAUUCCAGUCCCCCACAUCUUCACCAGCAUCAGCUGGGCCACUGCCACUUCAACUCUCCCGUCCCUAUCACCGGUGCGGAGCCGGUCGCUCAGCUUCAGCGCCCAGCCACCGACGCCGAUGCUCAAGUCCCACUUGAUCGUCGCCUCGCCGCCCAGGGUGUCCAUCGGCACCAGGAAAGUCCGUGGUGAAGCCAAAAAGUGCCGUAAGGUGUACGGCAUCGAGCACCGGGACCAGUGGUGCACGGCCUGCCGGUGGAAAAAAGCCUGCCAGCGCUUCCUGGACUGA
This is a messenger RNA of Gavia stellata (red-throated loon), 1332 nucleotides long. It is a transcript of the gene ZNF395, whose product is annotated as zinc finger protein 395. Gene Ontology annotation, cellular component: nucleus. Gene Ontology annotation, biological process: regulation of transcription by RNA polymerase II. NCBI's taxonomy places the organism in Eukaryota, Metazoa, Chordata, Aves, Gaviiformes, Gaviidae. Gene Ontology annotation, molecular function: DNA-binding transcription factor activity; RNA polymerase II cis-regulatory region sequence-specific DNA binding. The record is from RefSeq and is a predicted model, not a curated record.